AUAGACACGGGCGUGCGCAUCCCUGGUCUUCCUCUCCGACGACAAAGAGAACUGCGCGCACACGUCUGCGGGUCGUGCAGACGGACGGACGGACAGGUGUGUGGAAGGAUGCGCGCGCAGCCUCACCCUCACCCUCAGCCUCAGCAUCAGCAUCAGCAUCAGUAGCAGCAGCAGCGCGGUGAUCUGGAACCAGCGGCAGCACGGAGCAGGGCCGGACCCGGACCCGGACCAGGAGCGAGCAGGACCGCAGACAUGAGCUGCAACUGGGGCACCGAGCUGUGGGAUCAGUAUGACCUUUUGGAGAAACACACCAGUUGGGGCAUCGACUUCCUGGAGAGAUACACAAAGUUUGUGAAGGAACGAGCUGACAUUGAGCAGAGUUACGCCAAACAGCUCAGGAGUCUAUCUAAGAAGUACCAUCCCAAGAGAAGCAAAGAAGAAGAGAGCAGGUACACCUGGUGUUUGGGGUUCGUAGCCACUCUGCAGCAGUUGACUGAGGUGGCCGCUCAGAGGGAAGAGCUGGCGGAAAACCUGACCAUGCAGAUUGUCUGUGAACUGUCGCGAUACACUCAGGAGCUGAAGACCGAGAGAAAGAGUCAUUUCCAGGAUGGCCGGCGUGCUCAGCAGCACAUUGAGAGCUCCUGGAAGCAGCUGGAGUCUAGCAAACGUCGGUUUGAACGAGACUGUAAAGAAGCGGAGCGAGCUCAACACGUCUCAGACAAGAUCGACAUGGACAACAAGACGGAAGGAGAGAAGCGAUGUUCACUGAAGGCUCGCCAAACCGCCCAGCAGAAACAACAAGCUGCUGAAGAGUCCAGAAAAGACUACAUGACCAGUUUAAACCAAUUCAAUCAGGAUCAGCACCAGCACUACCACACCCUGGUACCAGUAAUAUACCAGCGCAUUCAGGACAUGGAGGAGCGACGGAUAGAAAGAGUGGGUGAAGCGAUGCGUUUGUCAACAGAGGCUGAGAGAAAAGUUCUUCCUGUAUUGAGUCGAUGUCUGGAUGCCAUGAUGGAUGCUGCGGAGAGCAUUCAGCCCAGGAAGGACACUCGUCAGGUGGUGGACCUCUACAAAUCUGGCUUCGACCCCCCAGGAGACAUAGAGUUUGAAGAUUACAGGGCCACCAUGAGGCGGAGCAUCUCUGAAUCCAGUUACCUCGAUAACCGAACCGAGGCGCGGAGGCAAAGCAGAAAGCUGUGGCCGUUCUUACGAAAAAACAAGUUGCUGACGCUCCUGUCAUCCCCUCGGCAGCCUCCUCCUCCACCCCCUACCUCACCUUUACCUGGGGGCGUAGUUAACACUCCAGAGUCCCCACCUCCGGCCUCCAAGGAGCCCAUCGCGCAGCGGCUCAAUGACUUCAUGAGCUCUGGUUCCAGAACCAGGAAGCAGUGUCUCCGCAGCCUCAAGAGAGGGCUGUCACUUAAACUGGGCUCCAGUCAAGCAGAUGGCAGCAACCUUCCUCCGGAGCAGAGACGCAAGAAACUUCAGAGCAGAAUCAACAGCCUCAACCAGGAGAUACAGAGACAAAGAGAGCAGAGAGAUGCUCUGUUGAAGAUGAAGGAAGUUUACGAGCGGAGUCCUCAGAUGGGCGAUGCCAGCAGUAUUGAUUCUCGAAUGGAGGAAGUGAAGCAGAGCCUGCAGAGACUGGAUGAGGAACUUAGGAGGAACCAGGCCUGGUUGGUGGAGGUGGACAGCAAAUCAACAAACAGCAGCAGAAGACAGAGUGGAGGUUGUGGGUUGAAUUCUCAGGCAACAACACCAGGCAGCAGUAGCUUGAAGCAGCUGGACAACCGCAGUCCUGCCAGCAGAGAGAGUCCUGACGGCAGUUACACAGAGGACCACAGCGCAGAGCUUCACUUCAAGUCUCGUAGCUCAGAGUUCGAGGAUGACUUUGAUGAUGAAGAACCACUGCCGAGCAUCGGGACCUGCAAGUCUCUUUACCCGUUCCAAGGUCAGAAUGAAGGAACGCUGACAUUGGUGGAAGGAGAACUACUUUCUGUAGUGGAAGAGGACAAAGGUGAUGGCUGGACCAGAGUGCGGAGGAACCUGGAUGAGGAGGGAUAUGUCCCCACAUCCUACAUCAAAGUCUUCCUGGACAGCAGCGCCAAAGGCUUUGUGCAGAACAGUCGACUCGUCUAGCUCAGCUGUCGACCAUUGAGGACAUCUCGCCUCAGGAAGUGAUGUAAAGAGCUCAGAGGAGGUCUGGUGACAGAUUAAGCCUCCAGAUUUUUGGACCAAUCAGGCGUCAGAUGGCUUUGAUGUGUGACAGUUGUUUUCCCUGACUACUGAUUGAAGUUUACUGAAUGUCUUCAUGAGUUUUCAUUUAAACAAAUGUUAUGGGGGUAUGAUACUGUCUUUAAUCAAGAGCAUACUUUUUAUAUUUGAGAGCAUUAGUCAGUGUUUUCACUUUUUUUCAAUUCAAUUCAAUUCAAUUUUAUUUAUAUAGCGUCUAAUACAACAAAAGUUGUCUCUAGGCGCUUUCCAGAGACCCAGAACAUGAACAU
Messenger RNA from Cololabis saira (Pacific saury), 2507 nucleotides. RefSeq names its product formin-binding protein 1-like. Lineage: Eukaryota; Metazoa; Chordata; Actinopteri; Beloniformes; Belonidae. The record is from RefSeq and is a predicted model, not a curated record. The transcript has 18 exons. Gene Ontology annotation, molecular function: protein binding. Gene Ontology annotation, biological process: signal transduction. The coding region runs from base 253 to 2142 and encodes 629 amino acids.